Arabidopsis lyrata subsp. lyrata is the source of this 751-nucleotide messenger RNA. RefSeq lists its product as uncharacterized. NCBI's taxonomy places the organism in Eukaryota, Viridiplantae, Streptophyta, Magnoliopsida, Brassicales, Brassicaceae. The transcript is spliced from 2 exons. The coding region runs from base 98 to 616 and encodes 172 amino acids. The record is from RefSeq and is a predicted model, not a curated record.
GAAAUUCAGCAAUAAACCCUAGCUAAAGGGGGAUCAACCGGCUCCCUCUCUGUCUUGUCGUCAUUUUAUCAUCAACUUAGAGACGGCCGCCGGAGCCAUGAGUUUUGUGCAAGGGCGUCGUUUGCUUGCAUCGCUUGGCAGAAGGUUUCGUCCUCGGCAACCUAAACCUACAGAGCAGCCAGAGCGGCCUCGAAUUCGAUUGCGGCCGGGAGAUCCGUAUGGUAGGCCCCGGCCUCGUCCCUUCGUCAUGGAGAUGAUAAAGGGUAUGAAACUACUUACUGCGGGUGAAAAGUUGAAAUUUGGCUAUAUAUUCAGUGAGCUGCUGGGUCUUCCAAAACCUCUUGAGAUAAAAAGCAAAGAUAAAAAAUUUGCUGUGAAGUUGGUCAAGUAUGACCCUGAUAAAAGGUCCAAAGUGCUGAAAGAGGUUGCAUGGAUCAAAUCUACAGUAGUAGCGAUCAAACAUUUGGCCGAGUUGGGUCUGCAACCAUCGCUCCAAUGUGUGCAGGACGUCCCCUACUCCCUCAUUAAAGAUGAUGUCACAAAGGAAGAAGCUAAUGAAAUCAUUGCCAAGAUCCAAGCUGCUGGUGGAGUCGCUGUUAUGGAGCCAAUGGAGUGAUCAUGAUCUUUGGCUUUUCUUUUCUUUUUUUGUCUUGUGAUUACAGUAGUACGUAGUAGAUGGUUUUUUAUUCUUUCUGUCUCAUGAAUCAUCUGGUCAAUAAAAUUUUAAAAGAUGGCCAAGAGUUGCAAACUA